Messenger RNA from Westerdykella ornata, 3042 nucleotides. RefSeq lists its product as uncharacterized. The transcript is spliced from 6 exons. Gene Ontology annotation, molecular function: zinc ion binding; DNA-binding transcription factor activity, RNA polymerase II-specific. The record is from RefSeq and is a predicted model, not a curated record. NCBI's taxonomy places the organism in Eukaryota, Fungi, Ascomycota, Dothideomycetes, Pleosporales, Sporormiaceae. The coding region runs from base 284 to 2554 and encodes 756 amino acids. Gene Ontology annotation, cellular component: nucleus.
CUCAAUCUUGCCAUUUUCUUGCGACGCGUCUCUCUGCUCGCAUCAUGGCUUCUUCACUCGCCUCAAAUGCACCUCGACGUCGCCUUACGAGCCAUCACGCUAGUACGAAAACCGGAAAGUGCCGUCUCCGUCUAUCCCAACCCUCGGCCCUCAACUCUCAUCGCUUGCAUUCUCCCUCUCACCCAACCCGUCUCCCACGGCACCUCGCCGAGCCUCCCAGCUAGUCUUGAGCAUCGCCGGCAUCGCCUGGAAUCCCAUAUCCAACCCCCGCGACACUGCCCGGAUGGCUUCGAACGCGCCUUACCCCGAGCCCGACGCGUCCAUGAGCGGCACAAUGUAUGGGGCACCUAAUGGCGCGCCCUCGCCAGUGCAGCAACAGCAGCAUAUGGCUUCCGACGCCGAUUUGCAACUUCAGGAGAACAUUGCGCAACUCCAGCGGAGCAACGACAUGAUGCAAGCCGCGCCGGGACAACCACAGCAGCUUGGCCAGAUGAAUCCUCUGACUGCCGCCCAUCACCAUUUCCAAUCACCCCCUCGACCCACGCACUCCCCUCAGCAAAUGGCACAAACUGUCAUGAAUUUGGACGAGCACAACAUGUAUAGCGACCAGGACGCGUCUCGGAAGCGGUCCAAGGUCUCUCGCGCUUGCGACGAAUGCAGACGGAAGAAGAUACGGUGCGAUGCCACGAGCGAGAAUGGCGCCGAACCGUGCUCGAGUUGUAAGAGAACCGGGGCGCGAUGUCAGUUCAGUCGUCAGCCGAUGAAACGGGGUCCUAGUAAAGGUUACAUCAAGGAGCUGGCCGACCGCCUCAACUCGUUGGAGAACCAGAUUCACCAGCAUCCCCACGGUCCACCCCCUACCUUUGAUUAUCCGGUCGUCGGCGACCAUUCUUUAAAUGACCCUCAUACCCCUUCUCAUCUCAGCCGCAAACGAACGCACUCCAUGUCCGAGGGUUUGCAAGAUCCGCACAGGGGAUCCAGUUGGUCUGCUCCCGACCGCGAUUUCACCACCAACGGUCAAACAAUGCGGCAAUCAUCAUUCAGCGACAUGACCUUGGCUGGCAGCCUCCUCACAGGGUCCAACGAAGCUACUAUCAAGGCUUACUAUAACUCCAUCCAUCCCGUUCUCCCGAUCCUGUCGCAUGAUGCGUCGACACUGAAUCGCUUAACCAACUGCUCGCCGAAGGUGCGGGAAGCCUUCUUCCUCACGCUGGAAUGUGCGGUGCGCUCGGUCUCCCCAUCUGGUGUACCAGGAGCGGACCUCAACGUCACGCAGCUCUUGCAGCAGGGCUUUGACUCACUCCACAUCGCGGAGACCUCACUGGCUGAUGUGGACCCUGCUCGGCAGUUCAACAAUAAGCUGGCGUACUGCCAAUCACUGGAGCUCUUGAUCAUUGCCUCUGAUAAACCAGCUUCUACUAAUGGGUUGCCUGAUCCCGCGUUACUCCUAGCCCGUCUUGCCGGCAUGGUCAUCGCGACGGGCCUCUAUGACGCAAAAAUGCUCGAGCGACUGCGCGACCAGGAUCGCGAGACCCUGGAAGAAGCCAGGCGUGUGUUCUGGGUUGCAUUCAUCCUGGACCGCUUUCUGGCGUCUGUCAGAGGAAAGGAUUCCCUUCUGCCAAUGCAUUAUGGUUCCGCAUCUCGAGAGGACCUGAAUGCUAUGGGCGAAGUCGCAUUCUACCUAGCUCGUGCCGCUCAGAUCCUGGCCUCAGUCACCAAAAUAAUUCGAGCAGGGGAGGUUCCUAAUCCAGAGCACCGGUCUUCACCUCUCGCAUCUGCCACUUCAGAGUCGUCAACACUGAUCUAUGAUCUGAUCGAUGGCUUCCGUCUCUCCCUUGACCUCACAAAUCUCGUGGGUAAUUCGCCUCCACACCUCGCUCUUCAAUAUCUUCGCCUUCUCCUGGCAAGACAGCAUACGCAAACGCCAUCCAAAGACACUCUGGACAUCACAAAAGAGCUUCUCCACAACCUGAUUGUUACCCCAAUCACUCCGCUUCACCACGUCUUCGCCUACCUUGUGGCUGCAGCGCUCACCGACCUUUCCGACCGGGUCGAGACCCAAGUCGAGGCUCAAGCCGCAAUCAAGGAGAUGGACGACGCCAUCGCCAACGGCCAGAUUGUACAUCGGGUCUUCAACGGUACGGGCUGGGACAUGGCGAUCCGCAACCUGCUCCAUCACAAGAAAGGCCUCACGCCAGCUUCAUCCACUGCCGUCGAACGCACCAGCCCCGCGGCCCCACAACCCAACAUGGCCGGCCUCCAGCACCUCGCUGCCGCCGCGGUGGGCGAGCGCGAUUCCGCAGAUGGACGGCCCGGCAGCAGUGGCGGACCUCCUGGUACCGGCGCGAUUCCGCCGCCUGUACAGGACAGUCUCAAGAACGACGACGUUGCGGCGGCGAUGGCCGCGGCGAGCGAGGCCGCGGCUGCGCAGGCACAGGCUACGGCGGCGGCGGCGCAGCAGCAGUUACAGGAUGGUGGUGGUGAUGGGGGCCAUGGGGGUGAGAAUGGGAAUGGGAGUGGAAGUGGAAAUGGGAAUGUGGUGGAGGGGUUUUAGCGACUGUUUCCCUUUUUGGGGGGAGUAUUUGAUUUAUGUGUUUGAAGCGGUUUUCUUCGUUUUCUUCGUGCUUUUGCUCUUGAUGUUUUGGCGUUUUUGCUUGGGAAACGGGGGGGAUGGGUAUACCCCUGGGCUUUUUGGUUGGGUUUUUCGUACGAGAUUGUGUAUCACAAUCGUAAGAUGGGCUUGGUCUGCUAGAGGGUAGUAAAUCGAUGUCGAUCAGUGGGAUUGCGCUUUCCGCAGCUCUCAAUCUAUGUGUGUCUGGUCUUGGUGGUUUUCCUGAAAUCCUGGGAUUUGGCAAUUCGAAUACAGUCAGUCGACUUGUUUGUUCUUUUUCUACUACCGUUGAGUCUUCUGCAUCUUUCGAUGCUUUUUCUUCCUCUACAAGGAGGCUCCAAGGUGGACGAAGCUAGGUUAAUGGGUCCGGGUAUCGGGAGGGAUGGUAGAUAGGAUGUUGGGUUUAGACCUCGGUGUGGAGAUUGAAAGGU